Misgurnus anguillicaudatus (oriental weatherfish) is the source of this 2350-nucleotide messenger RNA. It is a transcript of the gene p4ha2, whose product is annotated as procollagen-proline, 2-oxoglutarate 4-dioxygenase (proline 4-hydroxylase), alpha polypeptide 2. Gene Ontology annotation, molecular function: L-ascorbic acid binding; iron ion binding; protein binding. Lineage: Eukaryota; Metazoa; Chordata; Actinopteri; Cypriniformes; Cobitidae. The record is from RefSeq and is a predicted model, not a curated record. Gene Ontology annotation, biological process: peptidyl-proline hydroxylation to 4-hydroxy-L-proline. Gene Ontology annotation, cellular component: endoplasmic reticulum.
AGCAGGAUUAUGUGCACGUGUAGUGUAUAGUGUUGCGGCUCCUCUGUACGUGGCAACGCCAGCAGUGAGUGACUAAAAUCUGCACAACAUCUGAGAGCUAACGGAGAAAAUCCUCUUGAACAAGCACACAUAACAACUUUCUGAGGAAUAAAGAGAGGUCUUGUUCAAGUAUGGCGACAUAUCUGACGAUAACACUGCUGGCGCUGUUGUGCCUCUCUUCUCCCACGCAAGCAGAAAUCUUCACAUCAAUCGGUCAAAUGACCGAUCUGAUAUUCACAGAGAGAGAGCUCGUCCAGUCGCUGAAGGAAUACAUCCAAGCAGAAGAAUUGAAACUGGAAGCUGUAAAAAGCUGGGCUAAUAAACUGGACACGUUGACACGUGCAUCCACAUCAGAUCCAGAAGGCUUCCUGGCUCACCCGGUGAACGCAUACAAGUUGAUGAAGAGACUCAACACGGAGUGGUCGGAGCUUGAGAGCCUGGUGCUCCAGGACCCAUCUGAUGGUUUCAUUUCGAACAUAUCGAUCCAUCGACAGUAUUUCCCUGAUGAGGAGGACGAGAAAGGUGCAGCCAAAGCCCUGAUGCGUUUGCAGGACACAUAUAAACUGGACUCGGAGAGCUUUUCUAAAGGCAAACUGCCAGGGGUGCGCUACAGUGCUCUGCUGACAGCGGAUGACUGCUUUGACAUGGGAAAGUUGGCCUACAAUGAGAACGACUAUUAUCAUUCAGUGCUGUGGAUGCAGCAGGCUCUCAAACAGAUGGACGCUGGAGAAGAUGCCAAGACGCUCAAGGCUGACGUCUUAGAUUAUCUAAGCUAUUCUGUCUAUCAGAUGAACGACCUGCCACGAGCCAUCGAGCUCACACGACGUCUGGUGGCCAUCGAUCCCAGCCACCAGAGGGCAGGAAGUAACCUGCGAUACUUUGAGCGUCUUCUCACGAAAGAGCUGAAGGACGCGGAUGAGAGUCAACAGGAGCCUGCGGACGAGAGGCCCAUUCAGUUGGAUACGUAUAAGCGACCCAAAGACUAUUUGCCUGAGAGAGAGAUCUAUGAGGCCCUCUGCAGGGGAGAGGGGGUUCAAAUGACUCCGAAGAGACGCAGUAGACUGUUCUGCCGCUAUCAUGAUGGUAACAGGAAUCCCCGUCUGUUACUGAAGCCCAUGAAACAAGAGGACGAGUGGGACAGUCCUCGUAUCGUUCGCUAUCUGGAGGCUCUUUCUGAUGAAGAGAUCGAGAAGAUCAAGGAGUUGGCCAAACCCAAGCUUGCAAGGGCCACAGUGAGAGAUCCAAAAACAGGGGUUCUGACAGUCGCCCAUUAUAGAGUUUCUAAAAGCGCGUGGUUAGAUGAGGAAGAUGAUCUGGUGAUUUCCAGGGUCAAUCGAAGGAUUCAGGAUAUCACUGGAUUAUCUGUGGACACUGCAGAGCUUCUUCAGGUGGCCAACUAUGGUGUUGGAGGUCAAUAUGAACCACACUAUGAUUUCUCAAGGCGUCCUUUUGACAGUAACCUGAAGGUUGAUGGAAAUAGACUUGCCACCUAUCUGAACUACAAAGAUGAACCUGAUGCUUUCAAAUCAUUAGGCACUGGAAAUCGUGUGGCUACUUAUUUAAAUUAUAUGAGUGAUGUAGAGGCUGGGGGAGCAACCGUAUUCCCUGAUUUUGGUGCCGCUAUCUGGCCUAGAAAGGGAACAGCAGUCUUCUGGUAUAAUCUCUUUAAGAGCGGUGAAGGAGAUUAUAGGACGAGACACGCCGCCUGUCCUGUUCUCGUCGGGAGUAAAUGGGUUUCAAACAAAUGGUUUCAUGAGAGAGGCCAGGAGUUCAGGAGACCAUGCGGCCUGACUGAAGUGGACUGAUCUGAUGCAGUGAUGAUCUGAACACACACUAACACACACACAUGCUGGCAUAUGUGGUUUAUGGGGACAAUCUCAUAGACGCAAUGCAUUUUAUACUGUACAAACUGUAUAUUUUAUUCCUCUAACCUAUGGUCACAAAAACCUGUUGGCAGUCUUUAAUCUGUGAAAAACUACCAUUUAGUAUUUGAAGACCUUCAGUUUACACUUCCUGUGUCCCGUAAACCAUGCUUAUAGCAUCAUAAACAUGUCAAUAUACACUAUUCAUGUAACACUAUUCCCCUAAACCACAUAUACCAACACACAUGCGUGCACACAGACUGAAACUGAGAGAUUUUAUUUUGUAUUAUUACUUUCUGGCCCUGUUUAACCUCACAUUUGUGCAAGGUGCUGAUGUACUGGAAUAUCACUUCAGACCAGACCUUUUAAUACAUUUGUCAUGGAUAAAUUAUUGCCCUAGUGUUCUUUUGAUGUUUGUUUUAUGUUGCUGUAAAAUUUGCAAUAAAAUG